UGUGCAGCUCCAGGUAGAACUCCUCUGAGUUGGCAGACUACAAUUCAAAUUGCCAUUGAUGUGGCAAAUGCCUUGGAGUACCUCCAUUUCUAUUGUGAUCCUCCACUGUGCCAUAGAGACAUUAAGUCCAGCAAUAUUUUAUUAGAUGAGAAUUUCAUUGCGAAGGUUGCUGAUUUUGGCCUUUUGCAUGCUUCAAAAGAUGGAUCAGUUUGCUUUGAACCAGUGAACACUGACAUCAGGGGCACUCCAGGUUACAUGGAUCCCGAGUAUGUGACCACUCAAGAGCUCACCGAAAAAAGUGAUGUGUAUAGUUAUGGUGUGCUACUAUUAGAACUGGUUACUGGCAGAAGAGCAAUACAAGACAACAAGAAUUUGGUGGAAUGGUCCCAAGUAUUUUUGAAUUCAGAGUCAAGUCUUGCUGAGCUUGUGGACCCCAGUAUCAGUGAUUUGUUCGACUUUGAUCAACUUCAAACAGUAGCGACAAUUGUGAGAUGGUGUACCCAGAGAGAAGGAAGGGCUAGACCGUCAAUUAAGCAAGUUCUUCGGCUUCUGUACGAGUGUUCAGAUCCGAUGCAUAGUGGGUUUGUUGAAGCUGUGGAAGAUGAAGAGUAUGAAGGAACUGAUGGGAGAGGGAGAAGGAGUAAAGGGAAAAUGCAUAGAGCCGAGGUGUUUUUUCACAGUGGAGAUGGAAGGUGUCUCGCUUCUUCUUCAAGUACAUCUAGGUCGUAUUGCAGUAGAAGCUUUCUACUUGAAACUGGUUCUCCGCAAUCUCCUUCAGCUAUACCCUCCAUUUGCGGACAACCAAUCAUCUGUUUUAGCCACUGAUAAUGGAUUUUGGACUUUUUUGGGUGGAGCACUUUGACGAAGCUGUGGUUGAAUUGUAAAGCACAGGAUCAUAUUUGAUUCAGGUAUGCAUGGCUCUCUACCUCAUUGAGUAAUUGAAACUUUCCUUCAAUCGAGCAGUUUAAUGCAUUUGUCAUGAUUAUUACAAGACAUGUUAAUUGGAAAAAGAGGGGAGAGAAGAAAAACUGCGAGAGUAGGGAUGUUAUUUGUUUUCUAUUUACAUUGUGCUAAAAUUUUGUGGGGGGAAGAGGUAUAAAAUAUGUAUCAUGGCUUGUAUUGUUAAAGAUGCUAAAAGAAAAUUGUCAGAGUAUUGAUCUCUUUGAGGCUGGAAUGAAUUGCAAUUUUGUAAAACUAUGUUGUUUGUCAUAUUUCAA
This is a messenger RNA of Camellia sinensis, 1217 nucleotides long. The record is from RefSeq and is a predicted model, not a curated record. Lineage: Eukaryota; Viridiplantae; Streptophyta; Magnoliopsida; Ericales; Theaceae.